AAAUAACGGAUGUAAUUUUGUUGCGAAAAAUUGCGGGAUUUUGCUAAUAAUUUCGAAAGUGAGAUGAGUCAUAUUUAUUGACUAAUCAUAUAAGUGUCGACUUAGUUUCGUUUCUCCUCUUCCCUGUGCCUUCUUCCAGUGCUCUUCUUCUUCAACCUCUUCCGAUGAACGGUUCACUCAUCUCAUGGCUUGUUCUUGCGAUAUCCACAAUCUCCAUCUUCUCCGACGUUGCUGGGGCUUCAGCUUCAGCCCGGUGUCCCGGCGUCGGCCAGAGAUCGCUCUUGCUCGAGCUGAGAAAUAGCCUUGUCUUCGACACCUCCAGGUCAUCCAAGCUAGUACAGUGGGACCAAAGCGCCGAUUCAUGGAGCGGCGUAACGUGCGAGGAUGGCCUCAUCGUCGGUCUUGAUCUGAGCUUUGAGUCAAUCUCUGGCGGAAUCGACGUUUCGUCGGGUCUCUUCAGGCUCGAGUUCCUUCAUAGCCUGAACUUGGCUGGCAACGACUUCAACUCCACGGCGAUUCCAUCGGGCCUCGGGAAUCUCGGCCACUUGGAAAAUCUCGACUUGUCCCAUGCCAGAUUCGCCGGGCAGAUUCCGGCGGAACUAUCGCGCCUGACAAAGCUACGUACUCUUGAUCUCGGAGGUGAUAACUUGCUGAAACUUGAGAAGCCCAAUUUUAGGUCGCUAAUUGGGGAUUUGGGGGAGUUGAGGGAGUUGAACCUUGAUUGGGUCAAUGUGUCUGCUGAGGGAAGUGACUGGUCCGACGCAGUGUCUUCUUCAGUGCCGAAACUUGAGGUGUUGAGCAUGUCUGGCUGUUCUCUGUCUGGUCCUAUUGAUGCUUCCCUUACGAGUCUUGCUAAUCUGUCGGUCAUUCAACUCGAUGGCAAUAACUUGAUCACCACAGUUCCUAGUUUCUUGGCGAAUUUUUCCAGCUUGAAAACUCUGAGCCUAGGUUCUUGUGGUUUGUAUGGAGAGUUUCCUCAAAAAAUCUUCCAGGUACAAACACUUCAGACCCUUGAUCUAUCAUCGAACCAACGUCUUCAGGGUUCUUUGCCCGAUUUUCCGGAGGAUAGUUCUCUUGAGACUAUGUACCUACGUCAAACGAAUAUUUCAGGGAGGCUUCCAGAUUCAAUCGGUAAUCUCAGAAAAUUGUGGUCAUUGAAACUACCCGAUUGCAAUUUGAGUGGAUCCAUCCCGAGUUCAAUGGAGAACCUGUCAGAGCUGACUUAUUUGGACUUAUCAAGCAAUUCAUUGGAAGGCGACAUUCCUCCAGUUCUGUUUACACUUCCUCGACUUACGACGAUAGAUCUUUCACACAAUAGAUUUAGUGGUCAGCUUAUCAUAUAUCCGAAUGUCUCUUCAUAUCAACUGCGCAUGCUUGAUUUGGGUAGCAAUCAGUUACAAGGGUCAAUUCCAACAUCCUUAUUUGAAUUGCAAGGGCUUGAUUACCUCUCACUUUCUUCCAAUAAUUUCAAUGGCUCAAUGAACAUUGCCGCGCUUCAGGGAUUAGGAAAUUUGACUUCUCUUAAUCUAUCGUACAGUGGCUUGUCCAUUAAUACUACAACGUCUGCUUCUGCAUCCUCUUUCCCUGAAUUUUCUUGGUUAAUGUUGGCUUCCUGCCAGUUGCGGACGUUGCCUCAGUUUUUGGCUAACCAGUCCAAUUUCAUCUUCCUUGACCUCUCCCAAAAUAUAAUUCAAGGGGAGAUACCGAGAUGGAUAUGGACGCUAGAACAUCUUUCAUAUCUCAAUCUUUCCUCGAAUUGCUUUGAAGAUUUGGAAACUGCUCCACGCAAUCUUACUUCUGCUCUGUCUGUCGUCGACCUCCAUUCAAACAUGCUCCGAGGAAAUAUGCCACCCCUGCUGUCACAGGCUGGCUACUUGGAUUUCUCAAGUAACAAGAUCACUUCUGUUAUUCCGGAUAACAUUGGUGACUACCUAUCAUCAUUGAUGUUCUUCUCCCUUUCUAAGAAUAAUUUCCAUGGGUCCAUCUCGAAGUCAAUUUGCAAAUGUGAUCAACUUGAAGUGCUCGACUUAUCAGGUAACAAUUUGAAUGGAACUAUUCCUGAUUGUUUAAUGAUGGCAUCCCUCAAGGUAUUGAAUUUGAGGAAUAACCAGUUGAGUGGCACUAUUCCGCAAAACAUCUCGAGAACAUGCGAUCUGCAGACAUUGGAUUUCAGUGAGAAUUUGUUGCAGGGGCAAAUUCCGUUGUCUUUGGCAAAUUGCACAAUGUUGGAGGUUGUGAACAUCGGGGACAAUAAAAUUAACGGGACAUUUCCAUGCCAUUUCAAGGCUUUGUCAAGUCUCCAUGUACUUGUUUUACGAUCCAACAAAUUGCAUGGGGAAAUUGGAUGUCCGCAUGGUCCCAACACUUGGCAGAAGCUUCAAAUCGUUGACUUGUCUUCGAACGAUUUUGGCAGCAUGCUGUCUGCGAGUCUCCUCGCAUCUUGGGAGGCUAUGAAGGCCAACGUAGAGUUCAAUUACCUGCAUCCAUAUGCCAACCGGAGUGGGUUCUAUUAUGAAGAUACAUUGAUUGUAACCUUCAAAGGUCUGGAGCUAGAACUCGUCAAGAUUCUAACUAUUUUUACGUCAAUUGACUUCUCGGGCAAUAGACUGGAGGGUCCAAUACCCGACACACUUGGGGAUCUAAAAGCACUUCAUUUCCUCAAUUUAUCGCAUAAUGCCAUCUCGGGUUCAAUUCCUCCUGUUUUGGGGAAUCUGCAUCAGCUCGAGUCGUUGGACCUAUCAUGGAACUACCUCAAUAGAACCAUACCAACUCAACUUGCAAAUCUUCAUUUCCUUUCAUUCCUGAACCUUUCAAACAAUCAACUUGUGGGAAGCAUCCCGGCUAGCGGACAGUUCCUCACGUUUUCUGAAAGUUCUUUCGCAAAAAACCUCGGAUUGUGCGGGCUUCAGCUUAACAAAAGUUGCUCAAUUACCACGAAUGGGACGGAAGAAGCUGGUGACGAUGGUGACGAUGGUGAUAGCGAGAAGAAGUGGUUUUACCUGGGCAUACCGCUUGGAUUCGUUGUUGGCUUCUGGAUAUUUUGUGGUCCGUUAGUGUUUAUCCAAUCAUGGAGGGUUGCUUACUAUCGAUUUUGGGAUAAAGUGUUAUUCAAACACUCACGUCCGUGAAGAUUUCCACUAAGAUUCAGUUAUUAAACUUGAAAAGGAGUGUUUUCAUUCUUUCCACUUAGAUUCAAUUAUUAAGCUUGAAAAGGAGUGUUUUCGUUCUUUCCACCGA
Syzygium oleosum is the source of this 3237-nucleotide messenger RNA. RefSeq names its product receptor-like protein 7. The coding region runs from base 165 to 3128 and encodes 987 amino acids. Lineage: Eukaryota; Viridiplantae; Streptophyta; Magnoliopsida; Myrtales; Myrtaceae. The transcript has 2 exons. Gene Ontology annotation, molecular function: protein binding. The record is from RefSeq and is a predicted model, not a curated record.